UCUUCACUGCUGCCUACUCUUUGGUUGUUGGGCGCCAGGAACAUGCAGUGCCUGUACUAGUUUUUGCACCAGAUCCAUGGCCCGUCCUGGCUACUACAGUACUUCACUUCCUCGUGAGUGUAUUUGUUUCGGCUGGCCCAACAAUUCCGAACCCGCCUCACCUAGAAUCCGCCUGCUUACGCACUUGGUGUAAAAGCUGAAGGCGCCUUCACCUGAAAUCCUGAACGCUAUGCUCCCUUUCCUGCGGUGUUUCUGCCGCUAGAACAAGUUCCCCCAAAGAUCCAGUAGGAGAGGAGCAUGGCAGAAGCGGCGGCCGUCGGCGGGCCUCACCUCCCUGAUGAGAUCGUCACCUGGGAGAUUCUCAUCCGCCUGCCGCCGAAGCCCCUCCUCCGCUGCCGCGCCGUCUGCUGCUCCUGGCACCGCCGCCUCACCUCCGACUCCAAAUUCCUCCUCGCCCACCACCGCCGCCAGCCGUCGCUCCCUCUCGUCACCACCGGAGAAACCCAUGAGAGAAGGAUCGACGCCCUGGACCACUGCACCCGCGAGCAGCGCCCUGUCGCGCGGACGGCCACCGCCGGGGACCUCGACGUGCUCGCCUCCUGCGACGGCCUCCUCAUCCUCGUCGCCUACGGCGGCCUCCACAUCUGCAACCCGGCGACUGGCCAGCGCGCUCCUCUCCCGCUGCUUCACGCCGCCUGCAUCUCCGGGUUGUACCCUCACCGCCCAUCGGGGUCGUACAGAGUGCUGUGCUGCUUGAAGAGAGCCGAGGACGGCCGUGCCGUGUACCACGUGCACACCGUCGGAUCCGGCGAGCUCAGGUGCGUCGGGCAACCUCUCGAUCCGUGGGCGUCCGGGCAUCAGGUGCAUGCGCUGCCGAUGAUGCUCUCUUGGCACCCGCUCGUGCUGGCAGACGGCAGAUUUUACUGGCACCCCGUGCAUUUGCCUGGUGGCAGCGGCAAGGUCAACGACAUGCUGGUGUUCGACACCGUGGCCGAGUCUUUCCAGCAUAUGAUUUCGCCCGUCGAGGGCCCCCUUCUUGAGCUGUUUGAGAUGAACGACACUCUUGGAUUGUAUGCCUUCCGCGGUGGCACAGCUGAUCUUUGGGUGCUACAGGAUCACCACAGCUGGGCCUGGUCAAUGAAGCACCGGAUCAAAUUGCAGGUGGUGGCCUUCUCUCUAGUGCCGGACAUCCAAGGAGAUUUGCUCCUCCUUUCUCGAAAGGGAGAGACAGGCAUUCGGUGGCAAUAUCUGCAGUAUAUUUCUGGUGCCGAUGGCAGUUUGUCCACACGGUAUGAAUGGAGCGUGUUUCUGAAUCUUAAGAAACAUAGGUUCAGAGAAAGCCUUGUUCCGCAUUCCUUCUUCUUGAUGGAUGGCAAUAAUGAUGGUGGUGUGGAUGAAAAGCCGUUGUUCGACGGGUUGUCAACUGUGGCAGUGCUUCCUGAUGAUAAUUCUGAGCUUCAUUAAGGAAUCCGUGAUGGACAACCAGUGAAUCGUUGCAGGAGUAUCUGAUAAAGCAAAGAUGAGUAACCUGAUACCAUGCCUCAAGUUUCCGGUGCUUCCCAUCAACACAUUAUUUGUGUUUCCCAUCAACGCAUGAUUGGCAUGCAGAAUAAAGUGCUUAUGGUAUCAGGCUUAUUUAGUUUCUGCACUAUAAACUUUGUAAUAGGCUCUGCCAAUUUCGCUGCUGACUUGUGUGCGAAGGAGGCAACAUUAGCUAGGGCCACUUUGUUUCUCUGCAGGUCUUUGUAUGUAUACUUCAGUGGUUGGAUUUCUUGAUGUUGUCCAUUAUUGGCAUGAGCUACCAUGGUACAAUGACUCGACUACGGUUGCAACUUUGGCGAGAAUUUGGAGGCAUAUAGUUGUAUCAUAGUCUCCCUUUUGUUUAGGGUAGUUUUCGUAUCUGUGGGUUCAGUUUCCCUAUAUCUGAUUGUAUACGGUGUUCUACUCCCUCCGUUCCUUACUAUAAGACCUUUUAGCUUUUUCUUGA
Messenger RNA from Triticum aestivum (bread wheat), 1987 nucleotides. RefSeq names its product F-box protein At5g49610. The record is from RefSeq and is a predicted model, not a curated record. Gene Ontology annotation, molecular function: protein binding. The transcript is spliced from 2 exons. Lineage: Eukaryota; Viridiplantae; Streptophyta; Magnoliopsida; Poales; Poaceae. Bases 298 to 1464 code for a protein of 388 amino acids.